This is a messenger RNA of Beta vulgaris subsp. vulgaris (sugar beet), 1552 nucleotides long. Its product is annotated as methionine aminopeptidase 1B, chloroplastic. The record is from RefSeq and is a predicted model, not a curated record. The coding region runs from base 16 to 1170 and encodes 384 amino acids. Gene Ontology annotation, biological process: proteolysis. Gene Ontology annotation, molecular function: metalloaminopeptidase activity. The transcript has 11 exons. NCBI's taxonomy places the organism in Eukaryota, Viridiplantae, Streptophyta, Magnoliopsida, Caryophyllales, Amaranthaceae.
GACGUCCAACUUUUUAUGGACCACAUAAUCAUCAUCUCAAACGCCAUUUGCAUUCUCAAUAUUCAAAAACUCAGACAAACAAAAACCAUGGCGAUUUCUUUAAACGCAUCACUUCAGCUUUCUUCUACUUUUCGCGGAGAUUUUAGUCUUCUCUCUACUUCACUCUCUUGUUCUUUUCCUGUGUCUGGUAGUUCUAGUUCGAGAAAACAGUCGGUUGUUUUUGCAAAGAGAUUAUUGGGGUUAGAGGAGGCCAUGAGAAUUCGGAGAGAAAGAGAACUCCGAGAGAGUAAUCCAGCAAAAAGAUCCCCAUUAAAGCGUGGAAGAGUAUCGCCUAGUCUUACCGUGCCCGAUCAAAUACAGAAACCCCCUUAUGUUGGUUCUGCUAAAUUGCCUGAGCUCUCAAAGGAAUAUCAAUUGCAUGAUUCUGAAGGUAUUGCUCAUAUGAGGGCAGCAGGUGAACUUGCUGCUCGUGUUCUGGAUUAUGCAGGAACUUUGGUUAAGCCAUCUGUGACGACGGAUGAAAUUGAUAAAGCAGUACACCAGAUGAUUAUUGAUGCAGGAGCUUAUCCUUCACCUCUGGGCUAUGGUGGGUUUCCAAAGAGUGUUUGUACUUCAGUUAAUGAGUGCAUGUGUCAUGGCGUACCUGAUUCUCGUCAGCUACAGGAUGGAGACAUAAUAAACAUUGAUGUCACAGUUUACUUAAAUGGUUACCAUGGAGACACAUCAAAGACAUUCUUAUGUGGAAAUGUCAGUAAUGCAAUGAAACGGCUUGUGAAGGUAACCCAAGAAUGUUUAGAGAAAGGAAUAGCUGUAUGCAAAGAUGGUGUCAGCUUCAAAAAAAUUGGAAAGACAAUCAGUGACCAUGCUGAAAAGUAUAAUUAUGGUGUGGUGGACCGAUUUGUUGGCCAUGGUGUUGGAACUGUAUUUCAUUCUGAGCCCGUCAUAUACCAUCAUAGAAAUAGGCGUCCAGGUGAAAUGGUCGAAGGUCUAACGUUUACAAUUGAGCCAAUUCUUACGAUGGGAAGCAUUGAUUGUAUUACAUGGGGUGAUAACUGGACUACUGUUACAAAUGAUGGCAGUCCUGCUGCGCAGUUUGAGCAUACCAUCUUGAUUACAAAGACGGGUGCUGAAAUCUUGACAAACCCCAAGUUUUCUGAAAUCACAUGCUGAAGAUGAUCAAAAACAGUUCUUAGAAGCUCACAACACGGCCCGUGCUCAAGUUGGGGUUGCUCCGCUUGCCUGAAACCAAACCUUAUCGGCAUUCGCCCAACAGUUUGCCGAUAAAAGUCAAGGAAAAAUGCGAUAACACAAUGAAGUCAGGCGGACCAUACGCCGAGAACACGGCGGGGGGAUACGGGGCAUUUAGGAUCAUCGAUGCUGUGAGCCAGUGGGUGCAGCAGAAGGAAAACUAUGAUCAACAAUCAAAUGUGUGUAAGAAUGGAAAGGAGUGUAAGCAAUACAAACAAGUGGUUUGUAAGGAGAGUAAAUAUAUUGGAUGUGCUACUAUACUUUGUGGGGCUGGUUGGCCUUUUGUAGUUUGUGAAUAUGAUCC